AUGGCACAACUCAUUCGUGACUCGUUUUUCGGUCGAUUCCUGCGAUAUGCAUCACGUGGAAAGUGGUUACCCUUUGAGGAGGAAAAGAAUCCCUUGCUGUUGAAACAGUUCUCCAUUAAGACUCUGCCCGAAAAGUCAUCUCAACUUGCCAACAACGAGACUAAGGCUGAAGAAGGAGACGAUAUCCAGCUCGUCGGAUGGUAUUGUCCUGAUGACUCUGAGAACCCCCUCAAUUGGGCCAACUCCACCAAAAUCGCAGUUACUUUCCAAUUGUGUUUCUUGACCUUUGCCGUUUACGUUGGUUCUUCAAUUUAUACCGCAGGCAUUGUUGGCGUCAUGAAGGAGUUUAAAAUAGGAAUGGUUGUCGCGCUCACUGGUCUCACUGUGUUCGUACUGGGAUGUGGAUUAGGGCCUAUGACUUUAGCUCCGUUAAGUGAGGUCCCUUCGAUUGGCCGAAACUCGGUUUACAUCUUCUCGCUGGCGCUGUUCGUCAUCCUUCAAAUCCCGACCGCUUUGUCAACACAUAUCGGCAUGCUUAUCAUCUUUCGGUUCAUUACCGGGGUCCUGGGAUCUCCGGUUCUUGCUACCGGUGGUGCUUCCAUUGCAGAGAUGUACCCACCGCAGAAAAGGGCUCUAGCAAUUGGGAUCUGGGGCCUUGCAGCUCUCGGCGGUCCCGUGCUUGGCCCACCUAUCGGUGGUUUUGCUGCUCAGGCAUAUGGUUGGCGAUGGACUCUCUGGGCCUUAAUGAUUAUUGCUGGCUUUGCUUUGAUCAUGCUGGUGUUGUUCCUUCCCGAGACAUCUUCGAAAAACAUCCUCUAUCGCCGUGCGCAGCGCUUGAGAAAAAUGACGAACAACGACAAACUCAAGACUCAGGCUGAGAUUGCUUUCCAACACGUUACUGUUGGCAAGAUCGCUCAGAUAACAGUCAUUCAACCCUGGAUCCUAACAUUUCAAGAGCCGCUUGUGUUCUUGCUCCACAUGUGGGUAGCUUUGAUUUUUGGCCUUCUGUUCAUCUGGUUUGAGUCAUUCCCACUCGUGUUCGAGGGUAUCUAUGGCUUCAACCUCGGGCAGACCGGUCUUGCAUUUAUGGGACUUCUUGUUGGCGCUCUCUGCGCCGUACCACCGUUCGUAUGGUACGAUCGAGCCUUCCAACAGAAACAAUUCAAUGAACAUGGACAGAUCAUCAAGCCUGAAAUGAGGCUUCCACCCGCCAUGGUUGGAGCCUUCUGUUUGCCCAUUUGUUUGUUCUGGUUUGGUUGGAGCACCCGGCCAGAUAUUCAUUGGAUAAUGCCACUGGUCGGAACUGGUUUCUUCAGCAUUGGCGCACUCCUCGUUCUCAACGCGGUAUUGACCUACCUUCCCGACGCUUAUCCAAGCGAAAUGGCUUCAGUGAUGGCAGGCAAUGCCUUUAUUCGAUUCUCCUCUGGUGCGGCAUGUCCAUUGUUCGCUCCGGCAAUGUACCAUAAUCUAGGGAUUGAAUGGGCCAGCAGUCUGUUAGCCUUCCUUGGAGUUUUGUUCGUGCCGAUUCCUUUUGCAUUUUACAUUUAUGGCGAGAAGCUCCGACAGAUGAGCAAGCGAGCACGAAAACACUAG
This is a messenger RNA of Rhinocladiella mackenziei CBS 650.93, 1593 nucleotides long. RefSeq lists its product as uncharacterized. The transcript has 6 exons. Gene Ontology annotation, cellular component: membrane. The record is from RefSeq and is a predicted model, not a curated record. The coding region runs from base 1 to 1593 and encodes 530 amino acids. Gene Ontology annotation, biological process: xenobiotic detoxification by transmembrane export across the plasma membrane. Gene Ontology annotation, molecular function: fluconazole transmembrane transporter activity; xenobiotic transmembrane transporter activity. Lineage: Eukaryota; Fungi; Ascomycota; Eurotiomycetes; Chaetothyriales; Herpotrichiellaceae.